GAAGCCGGAAGCGGAUCUAACGCGAACGGCGCGUGGUGGCGGGUGGAAACCGGCCCAGCGGGGCGCUCGGGGUUCUUCGGGCGGCGGGCAAGGACAAAGUUCCCCGGGACGGGUUCUGCGUGCGCGCGCCUCUGGCCUUCAGGGGCCGGUGCUGCAGGCUCUGCAGCUUGUGCUCCGCGCUCGGCACGACCUCAUGGCUCUGUUAAGAGCGGCCGAGCCCGAGCCCCGGUCGGGUGUGUCAGGUGGCAAAGUAGAUGUCUGGCAUGCUGAUCCCAUUUUCAGUGAAGAACUGCUUCCAGUUGCUUUGUAAUCACAAGAUUCCAGCAGCAGGCUUUAAAAACACUACAAAAGGUGGGCUCAUUUUACAGUCAAUUUCCAAUGAUGUAUAUCAAAAUCUGGCUGUAGAAGACUGGAUCCAUGACCAUGUAAACCUAGAAGGCAAGCCAAUUCUUUUCUUUUGGAGAAAUUCUCCCUGUGUUGUGAUUGGUAGGCAUCAAAAUCCUUGGCAAGAAUGUAACCUGAAUCUGAUGAGAAAAGAAGGUAUAAAACUGGCUAGGAGAAGAAGUGGAGGAGGAACAGUCUACCAUGAUAUGGGUAAUAUCAAUUUGACUUUCUUUACAACCAAAAAAAAGUAUGAUAGAAUGGACAAUCUGAAAUUAAUUGUGAGAGCACUGAAUGCUGUCCAACCCCAGCUGGAUGUUCAGGCUACCAAAAGAUUUGACCUUUUACUUGAUGGUCAGUUUAAAAUCUCAGGAACAGCCUCAAAGAUUGGCCGGACUACUGCUUAUCACCAUUGUACCUUAUUAUGUAGUACUGAUGGAACCUCUUUGUCUUCUUCACUAAAGAGCCCUUACCAAGGGAUCAAGAGCAAUGCCACUACUAGCAUACCUUCUUUAGUGAAAAAUCUUUUGGAGAAAGAUCCCACUCUGACCUCUGAAGUACUGAUGAAUGCUAUUGCUGCAGAGUAUGCUGCUUAUCAUCAAAUUGAUAAUCACAUUAAUCUAAUAAAUCCAACUGAUGAAACACUGUUUCCUGGAAUAAAUAGCAAAGCCAAAGAACUACAAACUUGGGAAUGGAUAUAUGGCAAAACACCAAAGUUUAGUAUAGACACUACUUUGGAUGUGUUAUAUGAGCAGUCACACUUGGAAAUUAAAUUAUUCAUAGAUAUAAAGAAUGGAAGAAUUGAAAUCUGCAAUAUUGAAGCACCUGAUCAUUGGAUACCACUGGCUAUAUGUGACAAGUUAAAUUCAAGUUUUAUUGGCAGCAAGUUUUGCCCAACUGAAACUACCAUGCUGACAAACAUUUUACUUAGAACAUACCCAGAAGACCAUGAACUACAUAGUAAAUGGGAUAUUCUUUGUGAAAAAAUUAGAGGAAUAAUGUGACUCCAAGUAACUAUUUAUAUUGUCAGUUUCAAUGAGAGAAUAAAACUUUUAAAUGCAUUGUAUGUCUAAAAAACAAAAAAGCUGAGUGCACUGGCAUCUGCUUGUAAUCCCAGCACUUGGGAGGCUGAGGCAGGAGGGACACUGAAGUUCAGGAGUUCAGCGUCAGCCUGGACAACAGUGAGGACCAUGUCUGGGGAAAAAAGCCUAGUCUCUUUCAGUAACUUCUCCCCAUUUGAAAUUCUUUAUUAUCUGUUCUUGUCCAUCUUCUCUUUUGACAUUUAGAAUACGCUUUCUUCAUUGAUUUAGUUCCUGGCACACAUUUAUAUUUCAGCUCCUUCACUUCUUAUUGCCUUGGAAAUGUAUACCACAGUAGACAGUCCAGCUUCAUAAUUGCUUGUUUUCAUACCUCUGUUGCCACCUCUAAUAUCAUAAUCUCUAAAAUUCUCUCAUAUUUAAAAUAUUUUCUUGUCUUUCCAUCUUCUCUCACUAAAUGAAACCCAUUACAUUUUUCCCAGCCUUUGACUUUAAUCUCUCCUACCUUCAUUUCUUUCCCUCAUCAAGCCUGAAUUAUUUCAAGUAUACUGUACUUUCUUACCAGUGUUUUCAUCUGCUUUUCUCCCUUUACCUACCAUUGCCACUUAAAAAAAAAAAAAAAAAAAUGUCCAGACAAUCGGUUUUCUAUUUCUAUACCUAGAUGACAAGCAAUCCAUCAUAUAAUCAUGACAA
Molecule: messenger RNA, 2111 nt
Organism: Ictidomys tridecemlineatus (thirteen-lined ground squirrel)
Lineage: Eukaryota; Metazoa; Chordata; Mammalia; Rodentia; Sciuridae
Gene: Lipt1
Product: lipoyltransferase 1
Biological process (GO): protein lipoylation
Cellular component (GO): cytoplasm; mitochondrion
Molecular function (GO): lipoyltransferase activity
Source: RefSeq, a predicted model, not a curated record